Branchiostoma floridae (Florida lancelet) is the source of this 2100-nucleotide messenger RNA. Its product is annotated as ficolin-2-like. The transcript is spliced from 6 exons. The record is from RefSeq and is a predicted model, not a curated record. The coding region runs from base 207 to 1367 and encodes 386 amino acids. NCBI's taxonomy places the organism in Eukaryota, Metazoa, Chordata, Leptocardii, Amphioxiformes, Branchiostomatidae.
GUGGCUCGAACAGUUUCCCUAAAUCGCGCGUCGCGGGGGUCGGAGUGAGCCGGGCCCGGUCCCCAUCAUAUCAGCACCAGGCGGAUCGAGUUUCCAGCACACAUAGCGGCGGGACAGACGCGGUCUGUUGGCUAGUCACCGGCUCGCGCCAGAGGAGGACGGAAUCUCCUGCCUUUCUGCGACUCAUCAACACUCGACUCAUCAAAAUGACGGGUAACAUGGCGACGAUAAGGCGGCUUGUAGGGGUGGACGUGUUUCUCGCGGUGUUGCUCUUGUUACAGGUUGGACUAACGCUCACGGAGCACCACCGGGACACGGCACGAGAGGCCAGGGCGCCUCAGCCGUUCCCCGUACCGGAGGACCCCAUCACUGUGACGCGGUCUCUCUGCAACAACGUCGACAAACCGGCGCUACAGAACAGGACGGCGGUGUUCGAAACUUCGGAUGGAUCCGGAUCCGUCGUUUUCAACCACAUCUACAACUUCCACACCAAGAAGUGCGAGGAUAAUAAUAAUAAUAACGCCGGCGUUAACGAUGCCCUCAAAGCUCUGUUGGAGUCUGUAGACGCCAUGGCUAAAUCGACGCGUAGCCUUCGGCAGGACAUUCGCAAGGCCCGGAAGGACUCAGCGUGCUGCGGUCGUCUGAAAGACGGACCAGGAGAGCUUGGAACCGACAAGUGUUCAUCAACCACAUCUCCAGAACCCAGUCCCACACCUGAAGGUUUCUUCCCCCGUGACUGCGCGCAGGUGCUGAGACAGGGGAACGGCCAGGCGCCCAGCGGAGUCUACACCCUGUACCACGCCGACAAGUCCUUCCGGGCCUACUGCGAUAUGGACACGGACGGGGGAGGCUGGAUCGUAAUUCAGCGCAGGACGGACGGAAAACAACGUUUCUAUCGGAACUGGAAGGCUUACAAGAGAGGGUUUGGGAAAUUGGAAAAGGAAUUCUGGCUAGGUAAUGACAUCAUCUACAAGCUGACCAACGCCCAGCAUAACGAGCUCCGAAUCGACCUGGAGGAUUUCGAGGGGGAGAAAACUUUCGCCAGGUACGAGAAGUUCCGCAUCGGCAACAUCGCCGACAACUUCCGACUGGAGGAGCUCGGCGACUACAGUGGCACUGCAGGGGAUUCUCUGAUAUACCACAAGGGCAUGGAAUGGUCCACACGGGAUGAGGACAACGACAACAGCUCGGAGCAGUGCGCUGUGGUCAACUACGGUGCGUGGUGGUACAACAGGUGUCGGGUGUCCAACCUGAACGGUCGCUAUGGAGACAACACCAAAGACGGCAUCAUCUGGAAGACGUGGAAGGGUGACGACUACUCCCUGAAGGCCACGGAGAUGAAAAUAAGACCCUUCUACUUCAAGUGACGUCCUACCGUAGCUGUUACUUGUGUAUAUUAGCAUAGUUAGUGUCUACUUUGGGAAGAUUUUCUUUUGUUUCGAGCAAGUUUCAAAUGUCUACAGUCGACAUGCAUCGGUGGUUGUUUCCCGAAGACGGUCAAUUGAUUGAUUGAUUGCAAUUUUCAAAACCAGUAUGAUAUUUCUACAACUUUUUUUUCAUAGUUUUGAAUUUUUUCACUCUUCUCCAUGUUGAUAGAAAUAAGUCUGCUUCGUUGGAAAUAUGUCAUUUAAGAGUACUUUAUAACAAUAAUGAUUUUAAAGAAAGGCCGCAAAGAUUGACCAUCGCCAAAGCCUUGAAGUGUUUGUGCAGAGUUGAAGAACUUUGUGCUAUUUUGAGUAUGUCGUUUCCAUUUAUGUCGUAUUUAUCUGGUGUUCAUUUGUAUAUACAGUAUUCAGCAGAUACAGAGUCCAUGUGUCAGCACACUUUUAUACUUACGUAUUCUCGUAGUCCGUAUCAUAGCAUAUGGCCAGUUAUUUGUAGUAUAACUAGUUACAACUAUUUGUUUUGCAUCCAAGAAUAAAUUCAUCGGAUUAGUAGAAUAUAGGAUAUUAAGGUUUCUCUUUCCACAACCUGCUUACGUUACGAAGUCUCUGUGACACCUUUUUCAGAGCUUCGGACUGGAGUUCUGCUUCUCGCUGCUAUAUGUAGCAAAUGUAGGUGGCGCUUUUGUGGCGAGAACAUUAUCCAGCAGGAGGCGGG